This is a messenger RNA of Homo sapiens (human), 1475 nucleotides long. It is a transcript of the gene CHI3L2, whose product is annotated as chitinase 3 like 2. NCBI's taxonomy places the organism in Eukaryota, Metazoa, Chordata, Mammalia, Primates, Hominidae. Gene Ontology annotation, cellular component: extracellular region. Gene Ontology annotation, molecular function: chitin binding. Gene Ontology annotation, biological process: carbohydrate metabolic process. The coding region runs from base 314 to 1249 and encodes 311 amino acids. The record is from RefSeq and is marked reviewed. The transcript is spliced from 10 exons.
AGAUGAAGUGUGGCUCUAUCUUGUAUGUGAGCACACCCACAUUUUCACUGCCAUUAUCUGGGACAGCAGAACCAGGUUUGGCUCAACAGAUUUCUCUUUCCACCCAUCUAUUGCAGGUGUAGUGGUCUUGCUGCUUCUCCAGGGAGGAUCUGCCUACAAACUGGUUUGCUACUUUACCAACUGGUCCCAGGACCGGCAGGAACCAGGAAAAUUCACCCCUGAGAAUAUUGACCCCUUCCUAUGCUCUCAUCUCAUCUAUUCAUUCGCCAGCAUCGAAAACAACAAGGUUAUCAUCAAGGACAAGAGUGAAGUGAUGCUCUACCAGACCAUCAACAGUCUCAAAACCAAGAAUCCCAAACUGAAAAUUCUCUUGUCCAUUGGAGGGUACCUGUUUGGUUCCAAAGGGUUCCACCCUAUGGUGGAUUCUUCUACAUCACGCUUGGAAUUCAUUAACUCCAUAAUCCUGUUUCUGAGGAACCAUAACUUUGAUGGACUGGAUGUAAGCUGGAUCUACCCAGAUCAGAAAGAAAACACUCAUUUCACUGUGCUGAUUCAUGAGUUAGCAGAAGCCUUUCAGAAGGACUUCACAAAAUCCACCAAGGAAAGGCUUCUCUUGACUGCGGGCGUAUCUGCAGGGAGGCAAAUGAUUGAUAACAGCUAUCAAGUUGAGAAACUGGCAAAAGAUCUGGAUUUCAUCAACCUCCUGUCCUUUGACUUCCAUGGGUCUUGGGAAAAGCCCCUUAUCACUGGCCACAACAGCCCUCUGAGCAAGGGGUGGCAGGACAGAGGGCCAAGCUCCUACUACAAUGUGGAAUAUGCUGUGGGGUACUGGAUACAUAAGGGAAUGCCAUCAGAGAAGGUGGUCAUGGGCAUCCCCACAUAUGGGCACUCCUUCACACUGGCCUCUGCAGAAACCACCGUGGGGGCCCCUGCCUCUGGCCCUGGAGCUGCUGGACCCAUCACAGAGUCUUCAGGCUUCCUGGCCUAUUAUGAGAUCUGCCAGUUCCUGAAAGGAGCCAAGAUCACGCGGCUCCAGGAUCAGCAGGUUCCCUACGCAGUCAAGGGGAACCAGUGGGUGGGCUAUGAUGAUGUGAAGAGUAUGGAGACCAAGGUUCAGUUCUUAAAGAAUUUAAACCUGGGAGGAGCCAUGAUCUGGUCUAUUGACAUGGAUGACUUCACUGGCAAAUCCUGCAACCAGGGCCCUUACCCUCUUGUCCAAGCAGUCAAGAGAAGCCUUGGCUCCCUGUGAAGGAUUAACUUACAGAGAAGCAGGCAAGAUGACCUUGCUGCCUGGGGCCUGCUCUCUCCCAGGAAUUCUCAUGUGGGAUUCCCCUUGCCAGGCUGGCCUUUGGAUCUCUCUUCCAAGCCUUUCCUGACUUCCUCUUAGAUCAUAGAUUGGACCUGGUUUUGUUUUCCUGCAGCUGUUGACUUGUUGCCCUGAAGUACAAUAAAAAAAAUUCAUUUUGCUCCAGUAA